AUGGACAUUGGCAAUGAAAAUCAAGAAAACUAUAAGCAGAAUGAAUUAGGCUAUAGUGAUGAUGAUAUGGAGAUUAAUUCUAGAAUUGAAAUGAAAUCUGAUGUCGGAAUAAAUAAGAGUCAUCUAGAAAUAGACAAUCAUAAUGUAUUAGGAAAUAAGAAAAUAUUGUCAAAAAGUAAUAGAGGACUAACAAAUAACACAGAAAAACCAUUAUAUUCUUAUGCUUCGUUAAUUGGACAGGCAAUUUUGCAGUCACCAAGAAAAAAACUAAUCGUUAGUGACAUUUUUAAAUGGAUAUCAAAUACUUAUCCUUAUUAUUCAACAAUUAAAAGUUCAUCAUGGAAGACUUCGAUUCGUCACAACUUAUCAAAGCAUGAAAUGUUUAUUCGGGUAGAAAAUGAUAAUUCUUCAAGAGCAUGUUGGUCUGUUAAUCCUGAUUCAGAAAAUUGUUUCGUUGAUGGAGUAUUUCACUCGGAUAUGCUUCAGUACACAAAAAAAGCAAAAAGAAAAGAAAAGAAGUCGAAGGAUUAA
This is a messenger RNA of Entrophospora sp. SA101, 531 nucleotides long. NCBI's taxonomy places the organism in Eukaryota, Fungi, Glomeromycota, Glomeromycetes, Entrophosporales, Entrophosporaceae. The record is from the annotation of a GenBank genome assembly.